GGCGACCAGCACAUGCUAUUGUCAACAAACAGCAGCACACGAAGAAGUAGGUCUGAUUGUGAAAGGACUUGCAGUGGCUGAUAAAAAGUGGUGUCAGGAUUAAGCUUUACUUUUCAGUACCUACCAGUUAUUUAGUUUAGAAGUGAAGACCCACAGCUCAUAUGAGCUCGAAGGGAGGCAGAAAUAAACGCGCCAAAAAUGCGCGCAAUUUGGAUACGCACGAUGCGCCUUCAUUAGAUUUAUCAAUCAUCGACAAACGUCUGAAUAUUAUACCUGUCGGACGACAAUUACACCGGACACCUCCAUCCAAAACUGAAAGAGUCUCAUAUGAACUAAAUAAACCGGAUGAUUCAAUAACAACACCAGGACAGGUGAUCAAAGACGAGCCACGUGCACAGGAAAUAGCUAAAGACAUUUCUUGCAAUGGAUCGAACGAACAUCUGGAGCACCCUAAAGAAGACAGACAGUCCAUCAAGAGGUCCAGUUCCACAGCUUCAUCAGCGACACCUGAGAAUGCACACCCGGAAACCUUCAUCCAGGGAAUGCAGGGUUACCAGUGGACAGACACAGACCUGGAGUUUGUCUAUCAAACCAAAUUGAAAAACCAAUUUCAGAAGCUUCAGCAAGAGUUAAGUGAUGUGCAGAAAUCUCUAAAGAGCACAAGACAAAUGCGGGACUUGGCUGUUGCUGCACAUGACAAAAUCCAAGCAGAGCUUUCUAAGGUGUCGUCGUGUGAACGGGUGCAAGAAAUGACGAGGGAAAUACUCUUAAAGUCGCAGAGCUCCGUUCAGUUGGAGGGACUCGAUUUCAAAAGUCUUCUAGCCAGACUAAAGAUCUGUGAUGUGCAGCACGCUACGUCUGAAGAGAGGACAAACAUCGAGAAGCUCAACGCAGAGGUGACAAAAGCACAAAUUGUGAGACAAAAACAUGGGGAACUUGCAAAAGAGGUUGAAAUUUGUAAAACGAACGUCGACCAAAUCAAGGUAAACAUAAAUACACUGACAGCGGACAUUGCUGCUCUGGAGUCCCAGCUGGUUAAAAGGUCUGGUAAAGAGGACAUGGCUGGGCCUCUUUUCUCUGUCCGCUUAUAUGUACUGGUGGAGCACCUCUGCCUGCUACACUAUAUCCAAGCAGGGGCAUUUUAUGGGCAUAGGCCACUGCCCCAACAGCACCAACCUUUGGCACAAUUACCUCUUUUGCCACAUGGCAAUGAAGGGAUACCCCAACAAUAUUACCAUGGAAUGGAAAAGGCACACAUGCCAUAUGGAAAUGAGAUGCCUUUGCUUCCACAUUAUGGAAAAGGACGUCCACAUAUACCCAUGCACAUGGGUAAAGGCAAUGUUGGAAAAGGUGAAACAUUUCCAAGGGGAGAGAAGGGUCUCACUGGUGAGGCGGGACCAAUCGGACCUCCAGGGCAAAAAGGCCCACCAGGACCUCCUGGUCAUGGUAUUCCAGGACUUCCUGGAAAACCUGGUCCUCAAGGUCCACCAGGAUUCCCUGGGAUUGGAAAGCCAGGAAUGCCUGGAUUGCCAGGAAAACCUGGAGGCUUAGGUUUACCAGGACCAAAGGGUGAGUUGGGACCAGCUGGAGGUAAAGGGCCAAUAGGAUUGCCAGGACCCCCAGGUCUUCCAGGGCCCCAUGGCCUACCAGGUGUGGCAAAACCUGGUGGACAAGGACUUCCAGGCCAAACUGGGCUUCGUGGAGAACCUGGACCAAAAGGCCUUCCUGGGAUCCCAGGCCUCCCAGGUCAAAGAGGUGACAAUGGGGUUGGUCUCCCAGGACUACCAGGUAUAAAGGGACCCUCUGGACCUCCAGGACCACAAGGACCACAAGGACUACCGGGAGUUGGCAAGCCAGGACUGAAUGGAUUACCUGGGGCUCCUGGUAGGCCAGGUAAACCUGGUGCACCUGGAGAAUCAGGGCUGGCAGGAGUACCAGGGGAAAGAGGACAAACGGGGCCACCAGGACUACCAGGUUUGGCAAAACCUGGUUUAGAUGGGUUGCCAGGGAAACCAGGUCUACCAGGUGGAAAAGGUGAGCCAGGACCUGCUGGUUUACCAGGGAGUCCAGGCUUGCCUGGAUUUGGAAAGCCUGGUUAUCCUGGCCCUAAAGGUGAAAAGGGGCAUUUCGGCUUGCCAGGGCCUCAAGCAAAUGGUGAGAAAGGUCAUGGUGGUCUUCCUGGUAUGGAUGGAUCACCAGGUCCAAGUGGCCUCCCAGGUGCCCCUGGUCCAAUUGGACUCCCUGGAGGCAUUGGUUUCCCUGGUCCAAAAGGUGAGGGUGGUAUAGUAGGCCCUACAGGACCACCUGGUUUAAAAGGUGAACAUGGGCCUCCAGGACUUCCAGGAAAACCAGGAUUUCCAGGAGAAGGGGGGCAACCAGGACCAAGAGGCCUACCUGGCUACUUAGGACCGAAAGGUGAAAACGGACAUAAAGGCUUUCCUGGCCAAGCUGGACUGCCUGGAAAGCCUGGUGCAAAAGGAGAAGGUGGAUUUCCAGGAGAGAAAGGUUAUCCAGGGCCCAUGGGAAUCCCAGGAAUAGUGGGUCCAGCAGGACCAAUGGGCCCACCUGGUCUCCCAGGGACAAAAGGUGAAAUUGGGCCACCAGGAAAACCUGGACCACCAGGUGAUGGAAAACCAGGAUUUCCAGGCCCAAUGGGACCCUCUGGUAAACCUGGACCUAGUGGGCUCCCCGGUCAACCUGGAAUACCUGGUCCUCCUGGCCCACCUGGUCCACGUGGGCUUUCUGCUCCAGUUGAUGGGCAAAUCCUUCCUGCGACAGGUCCUGGGAUGGAUGUCAAAGGUUACAAGAAAGAAAAGCCUGGAGGAGCCAUAAUCAGUUUGGAUGGCCAAGAGAUGCCUGCAUUUACUGCUCAGCUAACAACCCCAUUUCCUUCAGUUGGGCAACCUGUUGUCUUUAACAAGAUUCUAUAUAACGGCAACCAGAAUUAUAAUGCUCAAACAGGCAUCUUCACUUGCAAAAUACCUGGUAUUUACUACUUUGUCUAUCAUGUUCACUGCAAAGGAAGCAAUGUAUGGGUGGCCUUGUACAAGAACAAUGAACCAGUAAUGUACACAUAUGAUGAAUACAAAAAAGGUUACUUGGAUCAGGCAUCAGGGAGUGCAGUGCUUCCCUUACGAACUGGAGACACUGUACAUCUCCAGCUACCAUCAGACCAAGCUUCUGGACUUUAUGCUGGUCCAUACGUGCACUCAUCAUUCUCUGGUUAUUUGUUAUAUCCUAUUUAAAUAUGUAUUUAAUCUUUAAAACAUUAGUUGUGUAUGUGCCAUCGUUGUAGAGACAUUUCUUUAUAUGUUAAAAAUGUAAAGUCUUAGAAAAUGUGGAUGUUUAAGAACUGGUCACAGAUAAAGCCGAAAUUCAUUUAUUUUAUUAAGAUAUACAUAUAGAAUAAAUAAAAAUGGACAUGGUUUUGAAUAGGUGAUGAGAAGGUUUUUAAAGUUAUCCAGUGUGUUGUAGUACAUUGUUACAAUGGGACUACAUACGUAGGGAAAGUAUGCACAACUCCAUAAUCAAAAGAGAUUACCAGAUUUUACAGGAUUCAGUAUUCCAAUUAUGUUUUAGCACUUUGAUAGAUCUCUUAUCACAUUAUUUAUUUGCAUAUUUCUUCUUGUUUGAUACUAUAUUGGUUAUCGAUAGCUGGGGUCAUAUUGACUACAUAUCAAGUGAUGCAAUAUUCAGAUUGUGAUAAUGGAGAAUGUUUUGUUACCUAGAUUGUUCGAUAUGCACUAUGUUUCUGCUGUCAUAAUAGUUUAUCGUUGUACCAUUUUAAUGUACUUUAUAAUAGCAUAUGGGCACAUAAGGGUUGUUAUUUGUUUGUUUAACAUAGCCUACAUUUUGUUUUACACUUUGGACACAUUGCCAUACAGCAAAAUACAUAUCUAUUUCCGGAAAUGUUUUUUUUUCAUCUCACACCACACGAUUUAAGUAUACUAGGUUAAUGUUUAUAAAAAUUAACUCAAGGAUAUUGAAUGUUAAUGUGUACUGUAUCACCAUCUUAAGUUGAAAGAUCCAACUUGUUCAAACACACAUUCUAAGUUACAAACUUUUUAGUUUCUAGGAACCUUUCUGUAAUUUAUUUUUUUAGUUUUACUACUGAAUGGCUUAAUUUGUAUAUGUGCAAAGUGAUGGCGGUGCACAAAAGAAUGACUUUAUAUUUGUUUAUUAUUUUUGACAAUGGUGCUGAGUUUUUCCACAAAUAUAUAAAGUUUUAAUCAAAUUGUGAACAUUUGUAUUUGGGGAAAUUCAAACAAAUAAAGAAUUCUGACCAUGUGAA
Molecule: messenger RNA, 4291 nt
Organism: Misgurnus anguillicaudatus (oriental weatherfish)
Lineage: Eukaryota; Metazoa; Chordata; Actinopteri; Cypriniformes; Cobitidae
Gene: col8a1b
Product: collagen, type VIII, alpha 1b
Molecular function (GO): protein binding
Source: RefSeq, a predicted model, not a curated record